Eimeria acervulina is the source of this 200-nucleotide messenger RNA. RefSeq lists its product as hypothetical. The annotation marks the transcript as partial. The transcript has 3 exons. NCBI's taxonomy places the organism in Eukaryota, Apicomplexa, Conoidasida, Eucoccidiorida, Eimeriidae. The record is from RefSeq and is a predicted model, not a curated record.
CCGAAGGACUCAAAGGCGUCGGCUGCCCCUCUGGGGCUGCAGACGGCCACGGUGUUGCUGCUGCAGUGUUGCAGUGGGUUUACACAAUGGAGGAGGUCAAGGCGCUGCUUGGGAGCUGGCUGGAGGACUCAGGCCAUGAGGUCACCGCUACGUCCUUGAGCCUCGAGCUACGAGUGCCUCUGCUGCUUGCUAAGAAGUAA